GAGGAGGCCCUUCGCGCUCCGUCCUGCCGUGCUGUUUGUUCCUCCAGCCGACCCGUAGUGUUCGCUCCUCCUCGCGCCAUCAUGGAGGGCGCCGCGGCCUCCGCGGAGGGCCUGCGCUACGCCGAGUACGCCCGGGCCCCUACGGGCGCCGGCAAGGGCCAAGCCGAGCUGGACCGGGGGCUGGCCAGGACUAUGAUAGCACUUGGACUUGGCAUUGCAACUGUUGCAUUUGCAGGUCGUUACGCUUUCCAUGUUUGGAAACCAUUGGAGCAGGCAAUUACAGAAGCAGCAAAGAGGAUUUCAACUUCUAGUCUUUCAUCAUACUAUAAGGGAGGAUUUGAACAGAAAAUGAGUAGGCGAGAAGCAAGUCUUAUUUUAGGUGUAAGUCCAUCUGCUGGCAAGGACAAAAUCAGAACAGCGCAUAGGAAAAUCAUGAUUUUGAAUCAUCCUGAUAAAGGUGGAUCACCUUACUUAGCAACCAAAAUAAACGAAGCAAAAGACUUGUUGGAAUCCAGUGCCAAAAACUGAAACCUGAAGCCUUGGGUCAUAGGAGAUUCAGCAGAUACAUUGUACAAUAACUUUCAUGUCUGCUUGUUCUGCACAGUUUCUUAACAUUGAUUGUUCAUAUUUACGUGAUUAAAAUGUUAAGAUUAUUUAAAAUGUUAAGAUUAUUUAAAAGGAAACUGAAAUCUUUUACUGUUAUGUAAAGUUAUGUACAGUUAUGCCCCUGCAAGGACCAGGGAGUUAGAAUGAUGAUCCUUGUGGAUUCCUUCCAGCUCAAGAUGUUCUAUGAUUCUGUCCCAAUCAUUUAGUGUAUUCUUACUGAAUUAUAAUCCCUUACAAGCUUGAAACAGUUCUUUUAACUGUGUUUUUUUCAGAAGUACUUUUUUGUUUCUUUUGUUAAAUUUUGGAUCUUUUAAAAUAAAAAUUUUAAAACAGUC
This is a messenger RNA of Camarhynchus parvulus, 941 nucleotides long. It is a transcript of the gene DNAJC15, whose product is annotated as DnaJ heat shock protein family (Hsp40) member C15. The record is from RefSeq and is a predicted model, not a curated record. Gene Ontology annotation, cellular component: PAM complex, Tim23 associated import motor. The transcript is spliced from 6 exons. Lineage: Eukaryota; Metazoa; Chordata; Aves; Passeriformes; Thraupidae. Gene Ontology annotation, biological process: protein import into mitochondrial matrix. Gene Ontology annotation, molecular function: ATPase activator activity. Bases 82 to 528 code for a protein of 148 amino acids.